Messenger RNA from Meloidogyne enterolobii, 1294 nucleotides. The record is from the annotation of a GenBank genome assembly. Lineage: Eukaryota; Metazoa; Nematoda; Chromadorea; Rhabditida; Meloidogynidae.
CCUCAAUUUUAAAAUCCGUAAACGCAAUUCGUAGAGAUAAACGAAUCCCUGAUCGGUGAUGAAGGUUAGAGCGGGAUAAGGGGGGGGGGUAUUUAGAGGCCAGGAUUUGGAUAAUAUUAUUUCCUUUUAUUCUUCCAUACAGUUUUGAUAUCGUUCUAACAUUAGUCAGCUUAUUACCUUAAAAUAAAAAAAAAUAUUAAGUUGUUCUAUGCAAGAAAUAUUAUCCAAAAAGUAUUGGAAUAUGCAAGAAGUUCUAGUUCAAUAUGAUGUCGCCCCGCCUACAAAGAACGACGAUGGGCAAAUUGAAGGUGGAUAUUGUGUUGGAAGCACUGAGGAGUUUAAGGCACCUGAUGCCGAGCAUUUCUGCGAGUUGGGAACGAAAUAUUCUGUUAGUGAACAAGAACAAGAAGAGAGAAAUGUUCGCGAAUAUAUUCGAAGUGAAAAAGAUAUUGUUCAGUCGAUGAUGAAAGGUCGUGAAGCUACUGAAACCGAAGAUACUUCUUUAAAUAAAGAAAAAGGACAAGAAGACGAUCAACAUAAUAAUGAGCGUCGUCCUAUUGCUAUCGUUCCGCCAACUUUUAAGAGAUCUGAAAAGACGUUGACGAUUAAGGAUGAUACUUAUGACAAUGUUCCUUCUACUUCUAACUCGUUUUGUUCUGAAAAUUAUGGUUAUCGUGUUGAUGACCCAACACAACCUCCACCUUAUACAGUUGCUGAUUAUCUUCAAAAUAUUAUUUUUUCUUGCCGUGAUAAUGAAAAGGAAAGAGCUGAAAGAGUUAAAAAUGAAAUUGAUGCUUAUGCAAGAGAACAAAAGGGAAAGGACUAUUUUAGUGAACAUGAUAAAGAAGCAAGGAAUUCUCGUUCUAAAAGAUACUUUCCAGAUGAUAAAUUGGCAGAUUUAAUUAAAGUUAACAAAUUGGAAGAACUUCUACAGCAAGAGGGUGCUGUUGAUGCUACGAAAUCUGUUUCUGGUUCUUCAAUGGUUUGUCAUCCCGGUGGUCAUGUAAUACUUGGAGGUGAACAAGAAUAUGAUGUUGAAGAUGAUGAAUGUUGUUAUCAAGAUGAGGAAAUAAAAAUUGGGGAUGAGGCCGAACAGAACCAUCUUUCUUGUGGGCCAGAUGAUGAUCCAAUGUUAUUGUCUUCAUCGUUACCUAGCACUCCAAUGAUUUCUCCAGUAAUUUCUGAUGCAAGUGGAGAUGAUAAUGCAAUGGAUCCUAGGGCUGAUGCAGAUGGUGCCAAAACAAAGGAGAAAUUAAUGCGGGUUAAAAUGUUUUUAAAUCGAGAUGGUCCGUAA